UGAAAACGGCUAUCGAUAUUUUCCAAUCAUCGAAUGUUUGAAUGUGAUAACUGAUCGAUUGAUUGAUGGAUAGAUGAUCGAACGUUAUCGAACGAAUAAACGAAAAAAAACGAAAUAUGUCUGGUGUUCGAAAUGCAUUAAAUUGUAGUUUUGUUGCAUGUCGUUCGAAUCUUCGAAAGUGUUGGCAUUUUAUACUCUGUUAUAAACCACAAUUAUUAUCAACAACAAACAAUCAAUAUCAAGUAUUGUGUUUAGGUUUAUCCGGUUCGGGCAAAAGUACAUUACUUGCACAAUUAGUUGGCGAACAAACCAAUGGUAUUGAACCGACAAAUGGUUUUAAUAUAAAAACAUUACCAUUAAAUGGUAUUAUAUUAAGUGUUAAAGAAUUGGGUGGUUCCGAACGUUUACAAACAUUUUGGUCAAAUUAUUAUGAAAAUAAACAUGCCCUAUUAUUUAUUGUAAAUAUUGCAUCAAAUGAAAUAAUAAUGCAAAAAUCAUUGGAUACAUUACGUACAAUAUUAAUGAAUCCAGGUUUACGUGGCCGACCAUUAAUGAUUAUCGGUACACAUAAAGAUCAACCAGAAGCUCGUACACAACAACAAAUUGAACAAUAUUUUCAACCAUUAUUAAAUGGUCAUAAAUGCAAAAUAUUAUGCUGUUCAGCAUUGGAUCGUAAUUCAAUAAUGGAUGCAUUUGCUGCACUUAUUGUGCUAAUUAAAAAUGUCUUUCCGUCGUCAUGAAAAAAAAAUAACACAAAAUAUCGUCCAUAUGAAAUCAUCAAUAUCAUUCGAUUGUUGUUGCAUCUAUU
Messenger RNA from Dermatophagoides pteronyssinus (European house dust mite), 808 nucleotides. RefSeq names its product ADP-ribosylation factor-like protein 15. Gene Ontology annotation, molecular function: GTP binding; GTPase activity. The record is from RefSeq and is a predicted model, not a curated record. Lineage: Eukaryota; Metazoa; Arthropoda; Arachnida; Sarcoptiformes; Pyroglyphidae.